GUCCCCACUACUUGAGGCGCUGACAUCGCGUAUUUAUCUCCGGAUUCCGGGUAUUUUUCCUGUCGAAAAAAUGAAAAAACUCUGGUAUCAACAGAAAUACUUCAAGUACGGAUUACCCUUCCUGAUCCUGGUGACCGGAGGAUCUUUUGCCCUUAAGGAAUUCACGACAUUAAGGUACGAAUACUCCAAGAACAAGCAAGUGAGCCCGGCAGAGCUGGAAAAACUGGGAGUAAAGAUGAAGAAGCCUGGAGAGGUAACACUCGAGAGUGAAUAUGAGAAAAUCAAAGCCCUCGACAUAGACAGUUGGGACAACAAAAGAGGCCCCAGGCCGUGGGAAGAGAACUUCCCGGAGAAAAAGUCCUAAAUAUUUAGAGCUCUAAGCAUUUUUGUAAUUCUUUAUUUUCUCUGCUCUUACAUUUUCUAGAGAUAAUUCAAGAUACAAUGUAAAAUUACACGUAGAUUUUUUAGAAUGAUACAAUUAAUGAAAAGAAAAAUAUUUUAGCUGGGGCUUUUUUUUGUUAGUGUAAGUUUGUAAAUAUGCGUGUUACAUUUUUUUGAUGAAAAAAAAAGAGAAAAAGGAUUUUAGUGAUCAAGGAAAAUUGUGGUCACCAUCAUCAUCUAAAUAUAUGCCACCUAAACAUCUAAUGAAAAA
This is a messenger RNA of Phlebotomus papatasi, 652 nucleotides long. RefSeq names its product cytochrome c oxidase assembly protein COX16 homolog, mitochondrial (gene l(3)neo43). Bases 71 to 364 code for a protein of 97 amino acids. Gene Ontology annotation, cellular component: mitochondrial inner membrane. The transcript is spliced from 2 exons. Lineage: Eukaryota; Metazoa; Arthropoda; Insecta; Diptera; Psychodidae. Gene Ontology annotation, biological process: mitochondrial respiratory chain complex IV assembly. The record is from RefSeq and is a predicted model, not a curated record.